AUGGCCUACUUGCUCCAUGCUCGACUGUUUCUGCUGACCACCUUCAUGCUAGUUCUGAAACUGUGCACUUACCCUGUGCUAGGUCACAUUCUGGGCGGCAUAAAGAAAUCUAGUAUGGAAGACGAAGGGACCAGAGAAUCACUGAACUUUGCUGUCAGCCAGUACAAUGAAAACAACAGUGACUUGUACCUGAGCCGUGUGUUGGAAGUGAAGAAUGUCCAAAAGCAGGUGGUGGCUGGAACCAAAUUUUUAUUUGAUGUGAUCCUAGUCAAAAAAACCUGUUUGAAGACCCAGGCUGACUUGACCAACUGUCCUGGAAAGGACCAGUCUGGUCAGCAGGAGCAUGAAUUCUGCUCUUUCGAGGUAUAUGACACCCCCUGGGAGAAUGAUAUGGCCUUGAUAAGCUCCAGCUGUCACAAUAUAUAA
This is a messenger RNA of Rattus norvegicus (Norway rat), 426 nucleotides long. The record is from RefSeq and is a predicted model, not a curated record. Lineage: Eukaryota; Metazoa; Chordata; Mammalia; Rodentia; Muridae.